GGCUCCGCUCAAGCAAUCGCGGACGCGCUUGUUAGCCGUCACGUAGCAAAGACUGCGUGCGACCAGAUCAGCGAAUGCGUGAUCAUUCUCAGGCGAUGAAACUACGAAAAAGAUAGUUAUAAGUCACAAAGGAUAACCUUCCAAGAAGUCUGGGAUCAAUAACAUUGAGGAUUUUGGACCUUUCAAUUGAAUGUGGUGUAUGUUAGACUUGAUGGGCGAUGUCUAGACGCGGACGCUACAGGCUCACCAGGACAGGGCCAUCCACCCCCGGGUGUGAGACCCCUCAGGGACCUGGCAUUCAUGUCUAUCUCUUCUGGACCAAAGACGGCGAGCGUUAUAUGACCCAUAAGGAGGUAGUCACUGCUGAGGAGCUGUCAAUCAGGGCAGCACAGGUUGCUGGAAUUAGUCCGAUGUGCCACAAUCUUUUUGCUCUAUACAACCCCCUGUCUCACUGCUGGUACAGUCCAAACCACAGCUUUGACCCACAAAAUGCAUCUGCAGUUCACUUCCGCAUGAGGUUUUACUUCCGUAACUGGCAUGGGUUGAGUGACAAAGAACCUGCAGUGUACCGUCACGCCCUGCGGACAGCGGGGUCAGAGAAGCUGGGCUCCCCUCUGUUGGAGAUGCCCUCUCUGGAUUACCUGUUUGCCCAGGCAAAGUAUGACUUUGUGAAUGACGUUGCGCCCAUGGAAGACGUGCGAGGCGCUGAGGAGCUGACUCGGUAUAAAGAUGAGAGCUUGGGGAUGGCUGUUCUUCACAUGUCUCACAAGGCCCUGCAGUCGGACUCCAACCUGCAAGAUGUGGCCAAACGCAUCAGCUACCAUUCCUGCAUCCCCCGUUCCUUUUCCCGGAACAUCUCGCGUGACAACUUCCUCACCAAGCUGCGAAUCAGCCGCGUCUUCGAUGAGUUUGUGCGGAGCUUCCAGCAGCACACCGUGGCCCAGGGCAAGCUGGGCCCCCAGGAAGUCAUGUACAAAUACCUGGCAACCCUGGAGAACCUGGCGCCCCGCUUCGGCACGGAGACGUUCGUCACGGUUCGCCUGGCGCUGAAGAAGGACGGCGACAGCAGCAGCUCUUACCUGAACGACUCCCGGGUGCAGGGGGACGCGGAGGAUGGCGUAGAGCAGGAGCCCACGCACGAGGUGAUGAUCUCUGGCACCACGGGCAUCCAGUGGAGGAAGAUCUCGGCGCUAAAGGCUCCAGACAACGACUACCUGGGGAACACCAGCAGCAAAAAGAAAAGCAGACAACCGUCCACCUCACAGGAGCCGAGCACCCCAGACAAAUGGAACGACUUCUGUGACUUCCCUGAGAUCUCCCACAUCGCCAUAGUCGGAGCCAAUGUCUGCAUCUGUCAUCAGGACAAUCACGCAAUGGAUCUGCAGCUGAGGUCCAGUCAGGAGGCCCGCUCCCUGGUCUCCCUGCUGGACGGGUACUUCCGCCUCAUCGCCGAUGCCCACCACUACCUGUGCCACGAGGUGGCACCGCCCAGAGUGGUCUUCAGCGGCGCCAAUGGAAUCCACGGCCCCCUCAGGGAAGAGUUUGUUCAACAGAAGCUGAAGAAAGAGACAGGCCCGGAGGGGGUAUAUAUCCUGCGUUGGAGCGUCCUGGAUUAUCGCUGCAUAAUUUUAGCUGUGCUGAGCAAGAAUGAGAAGGGUGAAACAUACAAACAGUUCAGGAUCCUUCAGAAGGAAGACAAGUUUGUACUCGAGGGCUGGAACAAGGAGUUCUGUAGUGUGAAAGAGCUCACCGACGGCCUCAAGACCUUCGUGCUCCGGUCUGGCAACGACUCGUUCACGGUGAAGAGAUGCUGCCUUCCGCGCUCUGCAGAGCUUUCCAACCUGCUAGUGAUCAGACAUGGUGCCAGCAGCAGCAGCAAGCCGGUCUCAGAAACCCUCAACCUGAGCCAGCUCAGAUUUCACCAGAUCAAAGACAAGGAAAUCACACGUGAUCAGCAUCUGGGUAGGGGCACCAGGACGAAUAUAUACUCUGGACUCCUGCAAGUGCAUGGUGGGACUGAGGACGAUGAGGACGAAUCGAAUAACAACCACACCAGCACCAAAGGCAUCCGAGUAGUUCUCAAGAUGCUGGACCAAGGCCAUAAAGACAUAGCUCUGGCAUUCUUUGAGACGGCCAGCCUCAUGAGCCAGGUGUCGCACGCUCACCUGGUGUUUGUCCAUGGAGUAUCAGUGAGGGGAUCUGAGAAUGUCAUGGUUGAGGAGUUUGUGGAAUUUGGGCCCCUGGAUAAUUUCCUCCGGAAAGAGAGAGGGCGACUCUCACCACAGUGGAAAUUUACAGUGGCUAAACAGUUAGCCAGUGCUCUCAGUUACCUGGAGACAAAGCGCUUAGUCCACGGAAACGUCUGCGCGAAAAACAUUCUGGUGGUGAGACGAGGGCUAGAGGAGGGCACUUCUCCUUUCAUUAAGCUGAGUGACCCGGGCAUCUCGCUCACGGCCCUGACACGUCAAGAGCGUGUCGAGCGAAUCCCCUGGAUCGCCCCUGAGUGUGUGCCGCCCGGAGCCGCCCUCGGCCACGCCGCUGACCAGUGGAGCUUUGGCACCACGCUGCUGGAGAUCUGCAACAACGGAGACCUGCCCAUGAGCACCAGCUCCCCCCACGAGAAAGAGCGUUUCUACGAGACGCAGGGCCGAUUGGCCGAGCCCUCGUCUCAGGAGUUGGCCAGCUUCAUCAGCAAGUGCCUGACCUACAAUCCGGCGGAGAGGCCUUCCUUCCGUGCCAUUCUGAGGGAGCUGACAGAACUGCAGAUCAAGAAUCCUGACAUUUCCUCAAAGUGUGACUCCAAUCAAAACACUGACCCAAGUGUCUUCCUCAAGCGUUACCUUAAGAAGAUCAGGGACCUGGGAGAGGGCCACUUUGGAAAAGUCAUGCUGUAUAUUUACGACCCGUCCAACGAUGGUACUGGGGAGUAUGUGGCAGUGAAGGCCUUGAAACAGGAAGGUGGUGGCCAUCUCCAUGAAGGCUGGAUAAAAGAAAUUGAAAUUCUCAAAAAACUAUACCACGACAACAUCGUCAAGUACAAGGGCCGCUGCUCGGAACUAGGAGGGCAGGGAGGGCAGGUGGUGCAGCUGAUCAUGGAGUUCCUCCCACUGGGCAGCCUGCGGGAGUAUCUACCCAAGCACCGCCUGGGGGUGGCACAGAGUCUGCUCUUUGCGCAGCAGAUAUGCCAGGGGAUGGAUUACCUCCACUCAAUGCGCUAUAUCCACAGGGAUUUGGCUGCCAGGAAUGUGCUGGUGGAGAAUGAGGGCCUUGUGAAGAUCGGCGACUUUGGAUUGACAAAAGAAAUUAAAGAAGGGGACGCCUACUACCGCGUCCGUGAGGACGGGGACAGCCCUGUGUUUUGGUAUGCUAUUGAGUGCCUGAAAGAGAGCAAGUUCUCUUUCUCCUCUGAUGUGUGGUCCUUUGGAGUGACACUGUAUGAGAUUUUUACCCACUGUGACCCUCGACAAAGCCCUCCAUCGAAAUUUUUUGAGAUGAUGGGAAGCGUCCAAGGCCAGAUGACUGUGAUGAAGCUGAUCUCUCUGCUGGAGAGACAUAGACGACUGCCCUGCCCAAAAGACUGCACUCAAGAAGUUUACACAUUGAUGAGACAGUGUUGGGAAGUCGAAGCAUCAGAGCGGCCGUCGUUUAAAGACCUCAUCGGAUCCAUAGAGAACAUCAGACAGGGGUACGAACUCCAGCCCACUGUGCGACUGGCCCAGAUCAACCCCCACUGAAGACCACUUUCCUUUUACAACCACUCUCUGGAGCACAAAGCCAUCCCUGGUGUUCACCUCCCUGGAGGAGCUGCUGAUGCACUAUGCCUAACUGUCAUUGUCUGGUCUCACGAGCCCACUUUCAUGAACUUUCCUCUGGCACUUUAGACCCUACUGCACUGCAUGUCGUCGGUCCUAGUUCAAUUUAUGUCUGCAGUCUGUCUGCAGAUGUUUGCGCUGUUUCACAAAAUAAAUCACCAUGAUUCUGAAUGUGUAUAUGGUAAAAUGCCUUGUGCCACUUAAGGGCUUGUAUCUGAUGUUCACUGCAAACAUAGGGCAUGUGUUACCUUAUUUUUGGUCCUCUGUCACCUGCCAUGCAUUUUCUUUAACCAAUAAAAAAAUCCAACUUAUACAUGGCGGCACUUACUUUCAAAUGCAUAGGCAAAACAUGUGCUGCUGUUUUUUUGUUUGUUUUUUGUACAGUUGAUCAAAAGCCAUUUGGGGGGGGGGGGGGGGG
Molecule: messenger RNA, 4230 nt
Organism: Sardina pilchardus (European sardine)
Lineage: Eukaryota; Metazoa; Chordata; Actinopteri; Clupeiformes; Clupeidae
Gene: tyk2
Product: tyrosine kinase 2
Exons: 24
Coding region: 219-3734 (1171 amino acids)
Biological process (GO): growth hormone receptor signaling pathway via JAK-STAT; intracellular signal transduction; cytokine-mediated signaling pathway
Cellular component (GO): cytoskeleton; cytosol; membrane
Molecular function (GO): ATP binding; non-membrane spanning protein tyrosine kinase activity; growth hormone receptor binding
Source: RefSeq, a predicted model, not a curated record